Messenger RNA from Saccostrea echinata, 1908 nucleotides. RefSeq lists its product as uncharacterized. Gene Ontology annotation, cellular component: nucleus. Lineage: Eukaryota; Metazoa; Mollusca; Bivalvia; Ostreida; Ostreidae. The transcript has 2 exons. The record is from RefSeq and is a predicted model, not a curated record. The coding region runs from base 13 to 1026 and encodes 337 amino acids.
CAGUUUCUAAAGAUGGCCAACAGUGUCAAAUAUGUAAGAAUGAGUUUACUCAAAUUUGCAAAUAGAGCUAAUUUUAUUGUUCCAAUGAGGCACAUGUCCCGAUCAGCUGAUAAAAAACAACAUUUGGAGUUUACUAGAAAGAGAGUGGAUGACAUGAUGAAAAGGAUGGAAAGAGAAAGGAGAGAAAGUCAGACUCUCAACCACGAGGGAUAUGAAUUGGACCCUGUAGAGGGAAUUAUAGAGACCUUUGAACAUGAAAGAUAUGAAAAUAGGAGAACAAAAAAGAGCAUCUUUUGCAGAAAGUAUGAGAAAAGCACACCAGAGCCAAGUUUUUUAACAUGGCAGGCAAAACAACAAAUUAUUUACCUUUGUACCAAAGAAAACUGGUCAUUCCAGGAGAUAGCAGAAAGCUUCCCUAUUAGCGCUGAAAAUGUCAGAAAACUUCUGAGACAUAGAAAUAGAACUUUGACUCCCUCAGAAAUUACUAAACAUGACAAAAAAAUAUUAAAAAAGUGGCAGCAUUUGCUAGUGGCAGGUUACAAGAUAGGAAGAGGUCCCAUUGACCCAGAGCUAAAGCAGAUGGUAGAGACUGAGAGAAUAAAGCUUCUUCAUAAUGCUGGAGGAAUUGAAAAUUUACCUGUCCCAGUUUCAAAACCAAGUAGAGAGCAAGAGGAUAACCAUUUGGAUUUUUAUACAUUUCAUUAUAUUGACAAAGGAAGGAAGGAAAAUAGAUAUGUCAGCAGGUUUCAAGGGCAGUUUCUUAAACUGUACAGAAUCUACCAUGAUCAACAAAGCCAAUCUCCAGAUACCACUGUUCAAAUGCAUGGUGUUAUUGAAAAAGAAGCUGAAAAACUUAAACUUCUCCAAGCCUUAGUAAAAAAUUAUAGAAAUGAAGAAAAAAGUGAAAGAAAUGAAAGUGAUGAUUUUCCUUCAUCAUCUCAGGAGAAUGAUAAAAUUGAAGCUGACAGUGAAAUUUUUCAAAAUGAAUGGUUUGUUGCUUCUGAAAAUGUUCAAAAUAUUAAAUGAAUAGUAGUGCUGCCUUUUUAGCUAUACUAGUCAGAGACCAGAAGAGAUUAUGCAUUGGUAAGGUGUCCAUCGUCCAUCUGUCUGUAAACAAUUUUUCAAAACGCUACUCCGCAUACAGUUUUGGACCAAUUUCAAUAAGACUUGGUAUACAAGUAGACUGCAUAAAGAUACACGAUUCUAUGAAUCGGUUUUUGAUUUCAACAAAGGGUGUUGCCAUGGUUACUAAAAAAAUAAAUUUCUUUUAAAAAUUUUCAAAACACUACUCCUCCUACAGUUUUUGUCCAAUUCCAAUAAGAUUUGGUACAUAAGUAGACUAAAUUAAGAUAUAUAAUUCUAUUCUUUGGUUUUUUUUAAUUUCAAUGAAUGGUGUUGCCAUGGUUACUGAAAAUAGAAAUUUCCUUGAAAUUCUUUCUAAAUACUACUCCACCUACAGUUUUGAUCCAAUUUCGAUAAGACUUGGUACAUAAGUAGACUACAUUAAGAUACAUAACUCUGUACAUGUAUAUCAGUUUUUUUUAUUUUGACGAAGGGUGUUACCAUAGUUACUAAAAUAGAAAUUUCCUGGAAAUUCUUUCAAAACACUGCUCCUGUAGUUUUGGUCUAGAUUUGGUACACAGUAUGACAACAUAAAGAUGCAUUGUUCCAUUUUUUGAUUUAUUUGAUAUGAUGAAAGAUGUUGCCAUGGUUACCAAAAAAGAAUUUCUUCGAAUUAUUAUUUUAAUGUGCUACUCCUCCUAAGUUUUAGUCUAAUUAGACUUUUUACGCAAGUAGACUUCACUAAAAUACACCAGUAGACCUUCAGUCUCAUUGGAGACUUCUGUUUUCCUAUAUUUAAAAAAUUGAUACGUAUUAUGAAUAAUCAAUAAAAAUGCUCAGAUUCAA